Molecule: messenger RNA, 873 nt
Organism: Saccharomycodes ludwigii
Lineage: Eukaryota; Fungi; Ascomycota; Saccharomycetes; Saccharomycodales; Saccharomycodaceae
Gene: FUB1
Product: Fub1p
Exons: 1
Coding region: 1-873 (290 amino acids)
Source: RefSeq, a predicted model, not a curated record
AUGCCUUUGUCCUUAGAAAAUAUAACUGAAAAGUUAAAAGAAUAUUUAAUUUCCAAUCAAUUACUCGAAAAUAACAAUAUCAAAAUAGUUUCAAAUGGUAAAAGUAGUUCCAUAGUUUAUACACCUAAUUUACUAUAUAAUAAUAGUAGAACAUCUAGGGAUACAGAAAUAAUUUUGGUUUUAUUACCAUCACAAAAAAUAAUUAUCACUUUGUCAUCAAAUGAAAAUGUUCUAAACUCCAAAAUGUUCAAAGUAUCUGAUGAAAAACUUUCUACUGAAUUUUUCACCAAUUUUUUCACUAACAAGGGCACAUAUGGUAAUACAGUUACUACUAACAGCAAUACAGUUACUACUAACAACAACACUCCAACUAAAACUAAAAGCUUAGCAGAUCCCAAGCCUGGUGAUGUACCACGUUCAUCAUCAACAAAUAACGACAAUAGUAUUAAUAAUAAUAUAAAAAAUCCAACAUCCACCAUAACUUUGCUGACUGAUCCUGUGUUGCCGAGUAAUAUUCCUGAUACGAACAAUGGUUCUGAUUUUAACAUAAAUAGCGUUCCAAAAUUUGAAGAUGAAUAUGAAAUCCAACAAAAUGCAAGGAAGUCUACAAAUACCAGACAUUUAUUACAAAAUUAUGGCGAUCAAGACUUGAAUCCACUGGGUAUAAAAUCUAUUUUAAAUACAGGUGAUAAUUCUAAUAAUGUAUCCAAUGGUGGUAUGAUAUUUGAUCCGUUUAGAGGUGGAGAGAAUAAUGCUAACAAUAAUAAUGGAGAUGGGAAUACCGGACCACCUUUCCCCGGCGCUAGAUACUCAGAUCCAUUUGGACAUGGGACUUAUAAUAAUGGUAGUAACAAUGGUAAUGGGUUUAUUUGA